Molecule: messenger RNA, 1185 nt
Organism: Camponotus floridanus (Florida carpenter ant)
Lineage: Eukaryota; Metazoa; Arthropoda; Insecta; Hymenoptera; Formicidae
Product: prothymosin alpha
Exons: 3
Coding region: 197-568 (123 amino acids)
Source: RefSeq, a predicted model, not a curated record
CGCUCGGGUCUCGGGCGAAUCAGUGCGCGUUUCCCUCUGCCAUUUGCGCGUCGGUACGCGGCAGCGGUGUUACCGGAAUCUCCGACGUGUGCUUACCGGUGCGUAGAAGACGCGUAACCGUCGUGUCGAUUGAGGUGUGCUUUUUACGGGUUCGGUGCUGUUUGUGCGUGGAUUUCUCGCGAUCGAAUCGAUCGAUAUGGCGGACACGGAGCCCAAGGAGACCAAAGUCACUACCCCUCAGAAGAAGGUGGUUGAAGAAAAAGUAACAGAAGAGGAAGUUGUCGAUGAAGACUCAAAAGCAUCUGAAAAUGGGGAUACAAAAGAAACCAAAGAGAAUGGCUCGAGUGAGGAGAAAGAAGAAGUUGAUGAAAAAGAAGCUGAAUCUACGGAAAACGGAGAUUCUACAGAUGCUCCUGCCGAUAGCUGUUGCAUAAAGAGGAAAUCAACAGCUGGAGUUGAUGCAGCAGAAGAUGCACAGGAUGGCGCGAGUCCCGAGAAAAAGUCGAGACUCGAGGAAAAGUGCGCCGAGGCCGAGAAUAACGGCGAUACAGAGGAGGCCACGGCCUAAUAUUCUCUUAUGUUUAUUAUUGACAGACAGACCUAAUCCAUAGACGCAAUUUUAACUACCGAGUGUGAAGCCAGGGCAGACCAUCUGUGCAUUUUCAGAUAAAGAAUGGCGAGCAUAUAAAAGCAAAAAAAUACAGAAAAAAGAACAUUUGACAUUUGCAUUAAAGACUUUCUGUGUUCAGGAUGCUUGUGUGUCUCCCAUAGUAUUUCUUAUAAUAAAUUGGCAACAUUAAAACGAGACCGAUAUUUAUAAAGAAAUUAUGGUUACGUGUGAUUAAUAUAAAACUUAAGCAAACCGUGUUCUCUCUGUACUGGCAUCCACUGCAUACAUAUUAUAUAUUCACUUAGCAUUAGAAUCUUAAAGUAAGAAAAUAUACCGAUAAUGUUUAGAAAUAAUAUAUUUCUAAUUCUUCAAGAGAGACAAACGAUAGUGCGGUGUCUGGAAAAUGGGUACAUUGUGCAACAUAAUAUUUCCACCUACUGCUAGUCCUCAUUGUUUCCGACGCACAGAUACAUAUUGUAGUUUAUACAUAUAGACACACACACCUUGAACUAUACAUUGGAGAUAGAAUACGGAUAUUUUUCUGCAAAUCAAAAUACAUUCCCGAAAAUAGAUUA